AUGACCGACCUUUUUACAAUCGCCGAAGAAAACUUACCGUUCGAGGAAAAUUUGCUCAAAAAUCCUUACAGCGUUAAAGCUUGGCUCAGAUAUGUUCAGUUCCAAAAGUCAAGCUCUCCUCAAAUCCUGUAUCUAACAUACGAGAGAGCUCUGAAGCAGCUACCCGGAAGUUAUAAACUGUGGUAUAAUUAUCUCAAAUUGCGUCGUCUUCAUGCCCGCCGUAUGUGCCCAGGUACCUUGAUAUAUGAGGAGACUAACAGCGCUCAUGAAAGGGCUCUUGUCACGAUGCACAAGAUGCCUCGUAUUUGGACAGACUAUCUGCAGUUUCUCAUGUUCCAAGGUUAUGUUACACUAGCCCGUCGAACAUUCGACAGAGCCUUGAAAGCGUUGCCGAUUACACAGCAUGAACGGGUGUGGCGUCUUUAUCUCAAAUUCGCUGAUAAAAAUGGAGCAGAAAUCAAUGAGACGUGCUCCAGGAUCUACCGACGUUAUAUCAAAUAUGCUCCAGAUGAUGUUGAACGCUACAUUAACUUCCUCAUUCGGCAUGAAAAAGUCAAUGAAGCUUCAGUCCUCCUGGCUAAGGUAAUUAAUGAGGAGAACUUUAUCAGUCGAGAAGGAAAGUCAAAGUUUCAGUUGUGGCAAGUCCUGUGCGACCUGCUUGUGAAAAACCCAACCCAAAUUGUCUCUCUUGAUGCCGAUGCCAUUAUCAGACAGGGUAUCAGCCGUUAUACAGAUCAGGUUGGAAUUCUCUGGACGUCAUUAGCCGAUUUCUACAUUCGAGCUGGAAACGUUUCUCGGGCUCGUGAUGUCUACGCAGAGGCAAUUUCGACAGUCAUUACUGUCCGAGAUUUUAGUCAAACGUUUGAUGCUUAUGCAGAAUUUGAGCAAUCUCUUACUAAGGCUAGGAUGGACGCUAUAGCGAACAUGUCCAAUGUUACUGAGACAGAUGAAAUGGAAGUCGAAUUAGGUCUAGCCCGCUUGGAAUCUUUGAUGGAACAACGUCCUCUCCUUUUAAACAGUGUUCUCCUUCGACAAAAUCCUCACAAUGUCAGCGAUUGGCUUCAACGCGUACAAUUGCUAGAAUCUCAAGGUCCCCGGAAGCAGAUUGAAGCUUUUAUGGAGGGAAUUAGUUCACUUGAUCCGGCAAAAGCCACUGCUGGUCGGCCAUCGACCCUAUGGAUUGAGUUGGCUCGACUUUAUGAGAAACACAACCAAAUGGAUGAUGCAAGAAUGGUGCUCAAGAAAGCGACUGGAGUUGCAUUUAUCCACGUGGAAGAUUUGGCCUCAAUUUGGUGUGAAUGGGCUGAGAUGGAGAUCCGUCAUGGUGAGGUCGAAGCAGCACUUACAUUGCUUGCGAAGGCUGUUACUCCAGCAGCUUCCCACAAAGUGGAUUAUUAUGACCGUACAGAGCCUGUGCAGAAUCGUCUUCAUAAGUCCCUUAGACUUUGGACUCUUUAUACAGAUUUGGAGGAGAGCUUUGGUACUUUCCAGACCACCAAGGCUGCUUACGAUCGUAUGAUCGACUACAGAAUUGCCACUCCACAGAUCAUCAUGAACUAUGGUCUCUUCCUGGAAGAACACAACUACUUUGAGGACGCUUUCAAGGCCUACGAAAAGGGAGUUGCUAUCUUCAGAUGGCCAAAUGUAUUUGAUAUCUGGGCAACCUAUCUCACGAACUUUAUGGAGCGUUAUGGUGGAAGCAAAUUGGAACGUACAAGGGAUCUUUUUGAACAGUGUCUUGAGAAAUGUCCAUCCAAAUACGCUAAACAACUCUAUCUUCUCUAUGCAAAAUUGGAAGAGGAGCAUGGUCUGGCGAGGCGAGCGAUCAAGAUUUACGAGCGUGCAACCGAAGCUGUUGAACCUGAGGAAAGAUUUGCGAUGUUCAAUAUCUACAUUCAACGCAUUGCCGACUUGCACGGUGUGACUCACACAAGAGCUGCCUACGAACAGGCCAUUGAACGACUUCCCGAAAAGCAUGCUCGCCAGAUGUGUAUUCGCUUUGCCGACCUGGAGAGAAAGUUAGGCGAAGUUGAUCGUGCUCGAGCUGUCUAUGCUUAUGCAGCUCAAAUGUCUACGAAUUGA
Molecule: messenger RNA, 2082 nt
Organism: Rodentolepis nana
Lineage: Eukaryota; Metazoa; Platyhelminthes; Cestoda; Cyclophyllidea; Hymenolepididae
Source: the annotation of a GenBank genome assembly